Molecule: messenger RNA, 3604 nt
Organism: Mytilus californianus (California mussel)
Lineage: Eukaryota; Metazoa; Mollusca; Bivalvia; Mytilida; Mytilidae
Exons: 13
Coding region: 16-3075 (1019 amino acids)
Molecular function (GO): protein binding
Source: RefSeq, a predicted model, not a curated record
UUCGUCAUAGCAUUCAUGGACAAUUAUUUGACAGAUUUCGAUUUAGAACUAUUCGUAACGACAUCACGUACAACUACAGUAAACGUCGAAGUCACAUCACCUAAAUGGACGAACCCAUCUGUCAACGAACAAUUCACAGUAACUGCUGGCGUUGUCAAACAACUUUUUAUUGACCUUAGGUUGCGUUUGGAAGGAACAGUUAAAGAGUCAAAAGGUAUUCGUGUGUCUUCAGACGAUGAGGUGGUUAUUUAUGGUGUUAACAAACAAAAGUAUUCCAACGAUGCUUUCCUUGGUCUCCCCGUAGAUGUCCUUUCAGAUGAGUAUUUUGCUGUAACAUAUUAUCCACCUUACCGUAUGACACAAUUAUGUGUUGUAGGUGUGAGCGACUCAACCAAUGUUCAAAUAAAGCUGCCAUCCUGUUCAAAUUGUGGAAGCGUAACCUAUAACGGAAAGAAAUACUCGAAAGGUAAGACAAUCUCUGUCAAUAUGAACAGUUAUGAUGCAAUUCAGCUCCAAAGCACAGGUGAUCUUACUGGAGCUUAUAUUACUAGCGACAAGCCUGUUUCAGCAUUCAGUGGAAACAGAAAGACAAACACAGGAUCAGGAGGCAGUCAAGAUCACUUGGUAGAGCAUCUAACUCCAGUUAAUACAUGGGGAAAGAGGUUUGCAACUGUUCCUACACCAGCAAGAACCACUGGAGAUUACUUUAAAUUUAUUGCUAGUGAAGAUUCCACUCAAGUUACCUAUAAAUGCAAUAAAAACGGGCGGAUAUCGACAAAUUCAUUCACCUUAUCCAAUUUAGGUGACCAAAAUCAAAUUUCGAUCGACUCCAAUAAUUACUGCUAUAUCACAGCCGAUAAACCAAUAUUCCUUGUGAUGAUUGUUAAAAGUCAAGUAUCAUCAGCGGAACCAGCUGAUCCCUCUAUGCUUAUAAUUCCACCUAUUGAACAAUAUGCUGCCGAUUACACAUUCACAACACCUAAAUAUAGUCUAGGAAGUUACGAAAACUUUUUUCUUUUUGUGGUGAACAAGGCAGAUAAAAGUGGACUAAAAAUCGACGGAGGUUCUUUCCCAUCCAACACUGCGUACUUCGAUAUUCCAGAUACCGAUCUUGUAGGAGGGUACAUCUCAAUAUCGGAUGGAUCACAUACUGUUCGUCAUGCCUCACCAAUUUCUAUAUUUGGAGGAUUUCUUUAUGGAAAGGCUAACUAUGAAACGUAUGGAUUCACUACAGGAAUGAGAAUGGCAAAAAUUAAUUCGAUAUGUGUGCCGACUUCUACAGUUGUUGGUGAUGGUAUUGACAAUGAUUGUGAUGGACUUAUUGAUGAAGAACUGUGUACAACAGAAAAUCAAAAUAAAGAUGACGAUGGUGAUGGUGUAACAGAAGAAGAUUGUGCAAAACCGCCACCAAUUAACGGUGCUUGGGCAGAUUGGGCAUCGUGGGGUAGUUGUUCAGUAUCAUGCAAUCCUUCCGGCUCUAGCGCGAGUGGUACAUACACUAGAACCAGAACCUGUUCGAAUCCAGAACCAAAGUAUGAUGGAACACAGUGCGUUGGUGACACAAGUCAAUCCAGCUCCUGUUCACCGACUAUCUAUUGUCCAAUUAAUGGAAACUGGGGAUCAUGGGGUUCUUAUGGAUCAUGUUCAGUAACUUGUGGAACAGGAGAUAAAACAAAGACAAGAUCUUGUAAUAAUCCUGCUCCUGCACACAAUGGAAACCAAUGUAGUGGUUCAGGGAUUAACUCAAACAGUUGUACAAUGGUAGCAUGUCCAGUUGAUGGUCAGUGGGGAAGCUGGGCUUCAUGGGGAACUUGUUCUGUAACAUGCGCAAGCGGAACUGAGACGAGACAACGCCAGUGUGAUAGUCCUGCACCACAGCAUAAUGGACAAAGCUGUAGUGGUUCGGGUACAGAAACAAAGACAUGUACAAAAGUGUCUUGUCCAGUUGAUGGUCAGUGGGGAAGCUGGGUUUCCUGGGGAUCUUGUUCUGUAACCUGUGCAAGCGGAACCCAAAACAGACAACGCCAAUGUGAUAGUCCUGCACAACAACAUAAUGGAUUAGACUGUGUUGGCUCGGGUACAGAUACAAAGACAUGUACAAAAGUAGCAUGUCCAGUUGAUGGUAAUUGGGGGAGUUGGGCUUCUUGGGAUAGCUGUUCAGUAACUUGCGCAAGCGGAGCCCAAAACAGGCAACGCCAGUGUGACAACCCAGCAGCACAACACAAUGGACAGGACUGCAGUGGUUCGGGUACAGAUACACAGACAUGUACUGGAGUCCCUUGCCCAAUUGAUGGUGUAUGGGGAAAUUGGGCUUCCUGGGGUAGCUGUUCAGUAACCUGCGCAAGCGGAACCCAAAACAGACAACGCCAGUGUGAUAGUCCAACACCACAACACUCUGGACAGGACUGCAGUGGUUCGGGAACAGAUACUCAGACAUGUACUAAAGUCCCUUGUCCAAUUGAUGGUGAAUGGACAACUUGGACGUCUUGGGGAACUUGCACUGUUACUUGUGGUGGUGGCGCACAAGAUCGCACUCGAUCCUGUACAAAUCCUGCGCCACAAUAUAACGGAGCAGCUUGCGCUGGUAAUGGUCUGGAAACACAGUCAUGUAAUACUCAAGUUUGCAUAAUUGAUGGUGCAUGGGGACAAUGGCAGUCAUGGGGUGUGUGUUCAGUUACUUGUGGUGGCGGUCGUCAGUCAAGAAUGAGAGUAUGUGAUGAUCCAAGACCAGCUAAUGGCGGACUUCAUUGUAGUGGUUCAUCAAGCGAAUACGGAUACUGCAACACACAAGCUUGUCCCACAGCAGCAUAUGGAGCAUAUGUACAAACAUGCCCAACAGGUUGGUUUUCAUGCCAGCAUGGGUCCGUUUCUUGUAUAGAUGAAGCAUUUAAGUGUGACUGUGAGGAGGAUUGUGAGGAUGGCAGCGAUGAGACGACGUCAUAUGCAAGUUGUAAUCCACAUAUUUUGGCGACCUGUCCUAGCGGUGCUGAUAAAAUAUCAACCAUUUCGCUUGUCACUGUUGUAUGUAUGAUUGGAACAAUACGAAUGAUGUUGAUGGUCCUUUGGUAUCAAUGAACAGAAUAAUGAUUUAAUGUGAUAUAUGACUUACUUUAUUUGUAUCUGGUCAUGAAUUCGUCACAAAUUUGACCGUUUUCCUUUGGUUUUAAAAGAGUUCAUGUUUUCUACCUUGGUUUGAUCGUUCAUUAUGAAGGUAUAUCAAUAAAAAUGCUUCAGGCACACCAAAUUCAUAAAUGUUUUUUUCUUUUUAUGGACAUACAGAUAAUAUGUUUUAACAUGAUUUUGUAAAGUUUAGUACACCAUUGAUUUUCAUUGCAGAAUAUGUAUAUGAAACUUCUUGAUAUAACAUGUAAGAGUGCUAAAUUACUCUUAGUAUCUUUAAAAAAAAAAGCACGAUUAAAUGUAUUACAAAAAUCAUGCGCUUAUGGCAUAAUACAAAUCAUUUUACUCUUUUUUUCAAAAACAAACAUGAAAUCACCGAAUAUAUACUGAUGAAAAUGCUGUGUUGUUUUGUCUAAUUUUGUACGUGUUGCAUGUUGUUUAAUAUACUUCUAUCAGCAAAUAUUAAAUGAAUUAUAUGCCUUGA